Molecule: messenger RNA, 312 nt
Organism: Annulohypoxylon maeteangense
Lineage: Eukaryota; Fungi; Ascomycota; Sordariomycetes; Xylariales; Hypoxylaceae
Exons: 2
Coding region: 1-312 (103 amino acids)
Source: RefSeq, a predicted model, not a curated record
AUGUCAGCUCCUUGGUAUAUUAUGGACAGCGUUGGGGCGUAUACGAUUAUAGAUAUUGAGGGGGUUCGUCGCUUACAAGAUGUUUUGACGAACAUCCACGCUUGGGGACGAGGUGAGCGAAUGAAAGUCCUUGCUGCAUCUUUAAAGGCGAGAGAAGUUGGAUUCGAACACUACGCGUUCUCUCAUAUGUCUAACCAAACGCCUAAGCCCGCUCUCUCUCACGGCACCAGUGCCGAUGUUAACAACGCCGAUGCUAACAACCCCGCCGACGACGCUGCCGGCGUUAACGCCCUUUUUGACAAUGAUCGUUAA